UUUUACAACACGGAAGCACGCUGUGUCGUUGCAUGAAGUUAGCAAAACAUUCAAUUUAUCGACAGAAAGGAUAUAGAAUCCGUUUUGAGCCAGCACAGAGACAGAUAGUCACUUUUAAUAACUAUUCGCACAUGACGAACUGAUUUAUCAAGCUUACUGCAGGAUCAUUUUAUUAAAUGGUCUGAUAUUUAAAAAAUAAAAACUUAAAAGCUACGAUGAUCCAUCGCUCGGUAUAUUCAGAUGCACUGUGACGGGAUUCACUCACUCAGCCAUGAGACUGAUCAACGCUGCUCUGCUCUUCCUCCUCCUCUUCAUCCUCAGCUGUAAUGCACUGGGGCUCAAACCACAGCUGUUAGGCAGACACACAGUCCAAACCAACUCUCAGCACACAUCUGUCUCAUACAAAACUUUCUAUUUUGAUCAGCAGAUUGACCAUUUUGGCUUUUUGGAGAAUGGGACAUUCAAACAGAGGUAUCUUCUUAAUGACCGUCACUGGCACAAGGAAGGAGGCCCAAUCCUGUUUUACACGGGCAAUGAAGGAGACAUCACAUGGUUCUGUAACAACACUGGUUUCAUGUGGGAUGUAGCAGAAGAGAUGGGAGCCUUGCUGGUUUUUGCUGAACAUCGCUACUAUGGAGAGUCCAUGCCGUUCGGCGAAGAGUCUUACAGCAAUGCAAAGUAUCUAAACUACCUGACGUCAGAACAGGCUUUAGCUGACUUUGCAGUGCUCAUCAAAGCUCUGAAAAGAACCCUGCCUGGAGCUCAGGAGAGUUCAGUCAUUGCCAUUGGUGGCUCCUACGGCGGGAUGCUGGCGGCCUGGCUGAGGAUGAAGUAUCCCAGUGAAGUUGUAGGUGCUCUUGCCGCGUCCGCUCCCAUCUGGCAGUUCAUUGUGCCAUGUGGAGAGUUUUACAAAGUGGUCACCAAUGACUUCGCCAUCAGUGGCACCAACUGUAGCAGCAACAUCAGGAGGUCAUGGGCGGCUAUUGACAGGGUUUCAGCAACAGGUGAGGGUCUGCAGUGGCUGUCGCAGGAGUUUGGACUGUGUAAUCCUUUAAAGACUGCAGACGAAGUGUAUGGCUUCAAGGCUUGGCUGCAGGAAACCUGGGUGAAUUUAGCCAUGGUGGAUUAUCCAUAUGAAGCUAACUUCCUUCAACCACUUCCAGCCUGGCCUGUUAAGGUGGUCUGUAAAAAUCUUUAUUUUAACACCGGCGUAUCAGACAAACAGCUGUUGAGUGGCAUCUCUCAAGCUGUAAGGGUUUACUACAAUUACACAGGAGAUGCAGUCUGUCUCAACACCUCACAAACUGCUACUGGGAAUCUGGGCUUCCUUGGUUGGUUCUACCAGAGCUGUACAGAGAUGGUAAUGCCAAUGUGCACAGAUGGCGUCGCUGACAUGUUUGAGCCACAGCCAUGGAACUACCAGGCUUUCUCCGAUGAGUGCUACAACCAGUUUGGAGUGCGGCCGCGGGAAGACUGGGCAGAAAUUGUUUACGGUGGGAGAAACAUAAGUGCCCACAGCAACAUCAUCUUCAGUAAUGGAAAUCUUGAUCCGUGGAUGAGUGGUGGAGUGACCAGAAGUCUUUCAGAAUCUCUGGUUGCCAUUAUGAUCAAUGGAGGUGCGCACCACCUGGAUCUGCGCUACAACAGCGAGUUUGACCCCGAGUCAGUUAUCAAAACACGGGCGCUAGAAGUACAAUACUUCAAGCGGUGGAUCAAACAGGCAGCAACUACCCAAUGACAUGGAAUCACGAUCAUGGAAAUGAAACAGAAUGUAAGAAAAACAAAAUUAACUAUUUCUGUUUGCUAUGUACCAAAGUUAGUGGUUUCUUCCUUGGUACUUAACAUACAAAAAAAAAAAAAUGUUGUUAUUGGGGAGUGGAAAGGAAUUUUGUUUUGGGCUCAUGGCUGAUUGUAAUGUUUUAGUUUUUUUUUUUUUUUGGUGCAAAACAAGAAUGUUCAGUAGGUUUCUCUGAGAAAAUUGAGGAACUGAAAGCGUCAGAAAACACCAAAUGCAAAACCACUCAGGGGAAGUGUCCUUUCAAUGUUUAAUUGUAGCUAUACAAAUCAGAUGUUUAUAGCUAUGGUUUGUAACUAAAGUGUGAUACAUUUUAAAGGGGAUAGUUCUCUCAUUUGUUUACCCUCAUUUUCCUUUUAAACUCACCUUUUUUUUCUUUUUCUUCCAUGGAACAGAAAAAUUCCAUACUUGUGUCCGA
Carassius carassius (crucian carp) is the source of this 2213-nucleotide messenger RNA. Its product is annotated as lysosomal Pro-X carboxypeptidase-like. Gene Ontology annotation, molecular function: dipeptidyl-peptidase activity; serine-type exopeptidase activity. Lineage: Eukaryota; Metazoa; Chordata; Actinopteri; Cypriniformes; Cyprinidae. Bases 272 to 1738 code for a protein of 488 amino acids. The transcript has 10 exons. The record is from RefSeq and is a predicted model, not a curated record. Gene Ontology annotation, biological process: negative regulation of systemic arterial blood pressure; proteolysis; regulation of blood vessel endothelial cell migration.